This is a messenger RNA of Zasmidium cellare ATCC 36951, 756 nucleotides long. RefSeq lists its product as uncharacterized. Gene Ontology annotation, cellular component: nuclear exosome (RNase complex); cytoplasmic exosome (RNase complex); nucleolus. Bases 1 to 756 code for a protein of 251 amino acids. Gene Ontology annotation, biological process: U4 snRNA 3'-end processing; nuclear mRNA surveillance; rRNA catabolic process. Lineage: Eukaryota; Fungi; Ascomycota; Dothideomycetes; Mycosphaerellales; Mycosphaerellaceae. The record is from RefSeq and is a predicted model, not a curated record. The transcript is spliced from 2 exons.
AUGCCUCUCGAUAGCUCGACCUACGCUCUCGCGCAUCUGCGCGUAGACGGUCGACGAUGGAACGAACUGAGGCGCAUCCAUGGACAAAUGUCGACCCAAGCCGCCGCCGACGGCAGCAGCUACUUCGAGAUGGGCAACACGAAAAUCAUAUGCACGGUCUUAGGACCACGUCAGCAGACCAAGAGCGGCGGAAGAGACCAGAGUAGAGAAGCCAGCAUCGAGGUCGAGAUUGGAGUCGCAGGUUUUAGCGGCAUGGACAGAAAGAAGAGAUCGCGAAACGACAAGCGCACACAGGAGAUGCAGUAUACCAUCUCGUCUGCUUUCGCCAGUACUGUCUUUACUUCUCACUAUCCCCACUCCACCAUCACCAUUGUUCUGCACGUUCUUUCUCAAGACGGCGCAUUGCUGGCUGCAUGUCUCAAUGCUGCGACUCUGGCUCUCAUCGAUGCUGGUGUACCAAUGCAGGACUAUGUCGCAGCUUGCACGACUGGCUCGACCGCCUCAUAUGCUUCGAACGACGAGGAAGCCGAUCCACUACUGGAUCUCAAUGGGAUGGAAGAGUUGGAGCUGCCUUUCUUGACCAUGGGCACGAGUGGAGGAGAGGAUAAGAUUAACGUGUUGGUCAUGGAGACGAGGAUACAGAUGCCACGGCUGGAAGCAAUGGUAUCCGUGGGUCUGGAUGGGUGCAAGCAGGUUCGCAACAUUCUGGAUGGCAUUGUGAGGGAUCACGGGAAGAAGCUGCUGCAAUCAAGAUGA